Molecule: messenger RNA, 603 nt
Organism: Arctia plantaginis
Lineage: Eukaryota; Metazoa; Arthropoda; Insecta; Lepidoptera; Erebidae
Source: the annotation of a GenBank genome assembly
AUGACUUACAAUGCUGUUUAUGACAGUUACAACAAUAAUAAUUACAAAGAGUUCGAAUUUCAAAAAGACGAAAAGAAAAUUUUAAACGACCAGUGUUGCCAAGUUAAAAAUGAGCAAAAAAUUGGAGAGAAUAUCCAGGAUAAGGAAGAGCCUCAUAUUCAGCACGUGUUGGGGCCAAGCAGGCGAUGUUUAGCGUGGGCCUGUAAAGCCUGUAAAAGGAAAACGGCGGCUGUAGACCGAAGAAAAGCGGCCACACUAAGGGAACGACGGCGGUUAAGAAAAGUGAACGCUGCGUUCGAAGAACUCCGGAUUCGAGCCCGAGCUGGUAGUGGUAGACUGCCCAAGCUGGAGAUACUGAGAGCUGCUAUACAACACAUAGAGAGACUACAGGCGGCCUUAAGAGCGGCAGCCGUGUUAGAAUCGGAGAGUUGUAAGAGUUACAUAGAGUCCCCAGUGAUGUCACAACGACAGUACGACAGCAGAGAAACCAAGACGGAGAAAGAGAAACCGUUUUUAAGUAGUGAUAACUCGUCUUGCGGCGUGAACAGCUUAGCUCGACUGCGCUGUAUCGUGCAAGCCCUCGCAGGGAAAGACACAUCUUAA